AUGGCAGCCAUGUUGCCCUCCCCAAAUGGUUGGGACGAGAAUGACGACAAGCACAUCGAUUCCCUCUCUCCAUCAACCGGCUUGCUAAAUGAAACCAAGAUCAACAUCCCGUCAUCAACAGUAACGAGGACAUCGAGUUUUCUUUGGAAAUAUGUUGAUGCUCGUCUACUAUUUGAAGGGUUUCUUGUUUUUUCCCUCAUCGUGGCUCUGAUGUCGAAUACAGGGAAACCUGACGACAUAGAUUUGGUCGACGACAGAAGCUUUGGGCCAACGCUCCCACGAAAGCCCGUCAUUUUCGGCAACACCGCCGGUCUCGGACCGGACCUCGUCUAUCAUGACACUGAAAUGCUCUGGAACAAGACCAGGAUGCAAGAGAUCCAUAAGAACUGGCAUUCCCUGUUCCCUCCUGGCCGCGGCUACAUCACCGUCUCUGAAGAAGAAGAGUUCGAAGUCCUGCAUCCAGCGUUCAAGAUGGACAACGUCUUUGAGGAGGGCGACCACUAUGAGGGCCACAUCAUGGCGGUCUAUCAUCAGCUUCAUUGCCUUUCUAUCCUGAUGACCGCCUUAGGCACCUCCCGAGAAGAGUGGGCGAUGCUAGAGUCACAGAAAGUAGAGCAUCGGGCUCACUGCGUCGAGUAUCUGCGGCAGAGCAUUCUCUGCUCCGCAGAUACCACUCUGGAGGGGGAGACGGGGGCUUGGGCCAAGAGUACAGGAUGGGGGCAGACGCAUUCUUGUGUCGACUUUGAUGCCCUGAUGGAGUUUGCCAAUGAGCGUGCCAUGUGGAACCUGACAGAGCGACUGUUGCCGGACAGCUUUGAUCCUCUCAAGGUCCCUGAGAACGGCGAGGGGCAUGAAGGGGAGCACUAG
Aspergillus aculeatinus CBS 121060 is the source of this 867-nucleotide messenger RNA. RefSeq names its product oxidase ustYa family protein. The coding region runs from base 1 to 867 and encodes 288 amino acids. Gene Ontology annotation, biological process: mycotoxin biosynthetic process. Lineage: Eukaryota; Fungi; Ascomycota; Eurotiomycetes; Eurotiales; Aspergillaceae. The record is from RefSeq and is a predicted model, not a curated record. The transcript is spliced from 4 exons.